This is a messenger RNA of Globicephala melas (long-finned pilot whale), 5237 nucleotides long. RefSeq names its product CMRF35-like molecule 8. The record is from RefSeq and is a predicted model, not a curated record. Gene Ontology annotation, cellular component: plasma membrane. Gene Ontology annotation, molecular function: transmembrane signaling receptor activity. Lineage: Eukaryota; Metazoa; Chordata; Mammalia; Artiodactyla; Delphinidae.
GGAGCUGCUGUGAUCAAAUCUUAGGGGUGACAGCGUGGACGGGGGAGGACUCUCUGGCUGAUGGGAGGUGGCUGGCAUGAGAUGGGGGAACACUGGGGGUGACCCCAGCGCGCCCCUGACCCAAGCCCACCUAGUGAACAGCCAGACUCGGUUGUGUUUUCCAGGCUGUUUGUCCCUGUGGGGCCCCAGCAGAGUGACAGGCGUCGUGGGGGGAUCCCUGAGCGUGGAGUGUCGGUACACGAAGCAAUACAAAGACAAUAGCAAAUACUGGUGCAAAGCCCCAUGUCUGUUACCGUGGAAGACUGUGGAGACCAAAGAGCCAGAGAGAGAAGUGAUGCAGGGCCACGUGUCCAUCAGGGACCAUCCUGCAAACCUCACCUUCACAGUGACCUUGGAGAGCCUCAGAGAGGACCAAGCAGGAAAGUACAUGUGUGGGAUCACGGUCCCAUUUUCACCGGAUCCCACCGUCCAGGUUGUGGUGUCUGUGUUCCCAGCAUCAGUGCCAACCCACCCUACUGCUGUGGCCAAGACCUCGACAAUCACAAUCAGUAUUUCAACAAUGUCAUUCACCGCCCUGGCCAUGGCGAGUCCCACCUACAGUGCCAGCAACAAGGAGGAAGCCAUGCAGGGGUGGGGGCUGCAAGUGCUGCUGGCCUUGUUGGCACUUCUGCUGCUUCUGUUGGGGGGCAUCUCACUGCUGGCCUGGAGAAUGGUUCAGAGACGGAUCAAAUCUGGUGAGAACCCAGAGCCUCCCCAGAACCCCAGUCAGGCUGCUGAGCUGAGUGAACCCUGCUAUGAGAACCUAGAGCUGCCGAUGUGGCCCCUUCUGGAACAGCCCAUGCGACCCACACAGGAGGAGGUGGAGUACAGCAACUUGGGGCUCCCCAGCGAAAACCUUCACUACACCUCAGUGGUAUUUGAUUCCCGAAGCCAGGAUUCUAAGACGGACGGAAUUCCCUCCCAGAAGCCCCAGACGCAGGAGCCAGUGUACAGCGUGGUUAAGAAGACAUAAGCUUGUGUCUCCAGCCUUGCCAACUGGAGGGCUGUGUGGGCCACAGGAGGCCCAGGGCUCAGCCCCCACCCACGUCUGCCUCCACCUGCUCCCCUUGAUGGUGACCGACAAGGCAGCUGGGCUCCCCAGGACUGUCCCUCUUGUGCCAUCAGCCAGGCUGGCUUCAUUGAGGAUGACCAGGAAUGGGGCUCUGGAUGGACCUGUGGGAAACCUUCCAUCCUACUGGCUCUCAAUGCAUCUUCCUGUCUUAGCUCUGUGUGUGGACGGCAGGAGGUCAGCCCCAUGUGACUCCAGGAAAAGAUGUGGCUCAUGUAGGGUGGUACCUUCGAAUAGCUUUGUAAAUCGCAGCCCCAUGGAAAUGUCUGGGAUUGCUGGCGAGUGGGGAGAACUGAUGCAGAGCCAGAAGCAUACAAAGGCGCUGCAGGCUGGGUCCCCCUCAUCUUACAGACAAGGAGACUAAGACCCAGAGAGAAGAGAGUCUUGCCCGUGGCUCCCGAACUAGCGGCACGUUUCUCUGGACUCUUAGGUUUACUGUUAAUAUAAGAGAUAUUAAUAAAGUUUAAAGUAUCUUAAGAGAGAAGAAAAAUUUAAAAGAAAAAUCCUUUCUUUUGAAGGCUGAAUAGUAUUCCAUUUAUGUAUAUAUCACAUUAUGCUUGUCCAUUCAUCUGUCAGUAGAUACUUGGGGUGCUUCUAUGUUUUAGCUCUCGUGAAAAAUGCUGUUAUGAACAUGGUGUACGAGUAUCUCUUCGAGACCCUGCUUUCAAUUCUUUUGGGUAUAUACCCAGAAGUGAAAUUGCUAAAUCAUAUGAUAAUCUAUUUUUAAUUUCUGAGGAACUGCAAUACUGUUAUCUGCCGCAGAUGUACCGUCUUACAUUCUCACCAACAGUGCACAAGGGUUUCCAAUUUCUCCACAUCCUUUUCAACACUUGGUUUUUAUUCCUGCUUUUUGUUUGUUUGUUUGUUUUAAUAGUAGCUAUCCUAAUGGAUGUGAGGUGAUAUCUCAUUGCAAUUUUGAUUUGCAUUUCCCGAGUGAUUAAUGAUGUUGAGCACUUUUCAUGUGCUUAUUGGCCAUUUGUAUAUCUUCUUUGAAGACAUGUCUAUUCAAGCCUUUUGCCCAUUUUCAAAUUGAUUUUUUUGUAGUUGUUGAGUUUUUGUUGUCUGUGUAUCCUGGAUGUUAAUCCUUGUCAGAUACAUGAUUUGCAAACAUUUUCUCUCACUCUGUGGGUUGCCUUUUUACUCUGUUGAUAGUGUCUUUAGAGCACAAAACUUUUAAAUUUUCAUGAAGUCCAAUUUGUCCAUUUUUUCUUUUGUUGCCUGUGCUUUUUGGGUCAUAUUCAAGAAAUCAUUGCCACAGCCAUGGUUGUGAAGAUUUUGUCACACAUUUUCUCCUAAGAGUUUAAUGGUUUUAGGUCUGACAUUGAGGUCUUUGAUCAUUUUGAGUUAAUUUUGUAUAUGCUGUUACGUAAGGGACCAACUUAAUUCUUUUGAUUUUUUUUUUGCGGUACGCGGGCCUCUCACUGUUGUGGCCUCUCCCGCUGCGGAGCACAGGCUCCAGAUGCGCAGGCUCAGCGGCCGUGGCUCACAGGCCCAGCCGCUCUGCAGCAUGUGGGAUCUUCCCGGACCGGGGCACGAACCCGCGUCCCCUGCAUCGGCAGGUGGACUCUCAACCACUGCGCCACCAGGGAAGCCCCAACUUAAUUCUUUUGCAUGUAGAUAUCCAGUUUUUUCAACACCAUUUGUUGAAAAGACUGUCCUUUCUCCAUUGAAUGGUCUUGACCCCCAAGUCAAAAAUCAUUUGACUAUAUAUGUGAGGGUUUAUUUCUGGACUCUAUUUUAUUCCAUUGGUCUAUGUGUUUGACUUUAUGCCAGGAUCACGCUCUCUUUUUGAAAAUCUAUUUAUUUAUUUAUUUAUUUUUUGCUGCAUUGUGUCUUCGUUGCUGUGCACAGGCUUUCUCUAGUUACAGCGAGUGGGGGCUACUCUUUGCUGCGGUGCGUGGGCUUCCCAUUGCAGUGGCUUCUUUCGUUGUGGAGCACGGGCUCUAGGUGCACGGGCUUCAGUAGUUGUGGCACGUGGGCUCAGUAGUUGUGGCUCGCGGGCCCUAGAGCACAGGCUCAGUAGUUGUGGCACACGGGCUUAGCUGCUCUGCGGCAUGUGGGAUCUUCCCGGACCAGGGCUCGAACCCGUGUUGCCUGCAUUGGCAGGCAGAUUCUUAACCACUGCACCACCAAGGAGGUCCCCAGGAUCACUCUCUUUUAGUUACUGUGGCUUUACAGUGAGUUUGAAACCAGGAAGUGUGAGUCUUUUAAUGUUGUUCUUCGUUUUCAAGAUUGUAUUGGUUAUUGGAGGUCCCAUGAGAUUCCAUAUUAAUUUUAGGAUGGGUUUUUCUAUUUCUGCAAAAAAUGUCAUUUUUUUCCGAUAGGAAUUUCGAUAGGAAUUGCAUUGACUCUAUAGAUCACCUUAGGUAGUAUUUUUAUCUUAACAACGUUAAGUCUUCCAAUCCAUGAACAUAGGAUGUGUUUUCAUUUAUUUACGUCUUCUUUAAUUUCUUUCAGCAAUGUUUUGUAGUUUUCAUUGUACAAGUCUUUCACCUCCUUGCUUAAGUUAAUUCCCAAGUGUUUUGUUCUUUUUGAUGCUAUUGUCAAUGGAAUUGUUUUCAUAUUUUCCCUUUCAGAUUGUUAACUGAUAAUGUACAGAAAUGCAACUGAUUUUUGUGUGUUGAUUUUGUACCCUGCUACUUUGCCAAAUUCAUUCAUUCAUUCUAACAGGGUUUUUUUUUUGUGGAAUCUUUUUGGGUUUUCUACAUAUAAGAUCAUAUCAUCAGCAAACAGAUAAUUUUACUUCUUUCUUCCCAAUUUGGAUGCCUUCUAUUUCUUUUUCUUGCAUAAUUGCUCUGGGUGGGAUUUCCAGCACCAUGUUGAAUAGAAGAAGCCAAGUGGGCAUCCUUAGCUUCUUCUUAAUCUUAGAGGAAAAGCCGUCAUUCUUUCACAGUUGAGUAUGAUGUCCACUGUGGGUUUUCUAUAUAUGGCUUUUAUAACGUUGAAGUAGUUUCCUUCUAUUCCUAGUUUGUUGAGUGUCUUUAUCAUAAAAGGAUGUUGAAUUUUGCUAAAUGCUUUUUCUGCAUCAAUUGAAAUGAUCACAUGGGCUUUUCCCUUCACUGUGUUAAUAUAGUGUACUACAUUGAUCAAUUUUUAUGUUGAAUCAUCCUUGCAUUCCAGGAAUAAAUCUCACUUGGUCAUGGUGUAUAAUUCUUUCAGUAUUUUGCUGAAUUCUGUUUGUUAGUAUUUUGUUGAGGAUUUUUGCAUCAGUGUUCAUAAGGGAAAUUGGUCUUUAGUUUUCUUUUCUUAUAGUGUCUGGCUUUGAUAUCAGAGCGAUACUGGCCUCAUAUAGUGAUUCUGGAAGAGUUCCUUUUUUUUCUAUUUUUUUGGAAGAAUUUAAGAAGGACUGGUAUUAGUGCUUCUUUAACUGUUUGGUGGAAUUCACCUGGGAAUCCAUCUGGUUCUGGGCUUUUCUUUGUGGGGAGGUUUUUGAUUACUGAUUCAGUCUCCUUAUUUUGUUAUUAGUCUGUUCAGGCUUUCUAUUUCUUCUUGAUUCAAUCUUGGUAAGUUCUAGAAAUUUGCCCAUUUUAUCUAGGCUAUCCAGUUUGUUGGUGUACAGUUGUUCGUAGUACUCUCAUAAACGUUUUUGUUUCUGUGGAAUUGGUAGAGAUGUCCCCACUUUCCUUUCGAAUUUUGGUAAUUUCAGUCUUCUGUUUUUCUUAGUCCAUCUAGGGAAAGUUUUGUUGAUUUUGUUGAUCUUUCAAAGAACAAACUUUUGGUUUCGUUGAUUUUCUCUCUUUUCCUCUAUUCUCUAUUUUGUUUAGCUCUGCUCUAAUAUUUAUUAUUUCCAUCCUUCUGCUAGUUUUGGGUUUAUCCUUCUUUUUCCAGUUCCUAAAGUUGUAAAGUUAGGUUUUUUAUUUGAGAUCUUUGCCCCCCCCCCGUUAAUGUAAGCAUUUAAAUUUCCCACUUAGCACUGCUUUUGUUGUGCCCCAUAAGUUUUGGUAGGUUGUGUUUAUGUUUUCAUUUAUCUUUAAGUGUUUUCUAGUUCCAUUUAUGAUUUCUUCUUUGAUCCAUUGGUUGUGUAAGAGUGCGCUGUUUAGUUUCCACAAGUUUGUGAAUUUUCCAGUUUUACUUUUUUUCCCUUUUCAAGUGUUUAUUGAAAGAUAAAUAAACAUAAAUUGGUUGGUUA